AUGCCUGCUCUUAUUGACUUUUCAAAGGCCUCAUUAUACCUUGCCAUUGCACAUAUCCUCUUUAAUCCUAUCUUUUGGAAUACAGUUGCUAGAGCAGAGUAUAGAAGCAAGGUGUUGACAAAAUUGGCUGGUGGUAAUGCUUAUAGAGGCACAUAUGGAUUGGCUGUAACCAUCUUCACAUUGGGCCUUACCAGAGAUUACUUAUAUCAUCAAGCAUUGGCUGAUCAACCUACACACCCCUUUUUCGAUCAAUAUACUAUCCAAAUCUCUGCUGUUCUUUUGUUCUUGACUGGUAAUGUUCUCGUUUUAUCAUCCAUGUGGGCUCUUGGUGUUACUGGCACCUAUCUCGGCGACUAUUUCGGGAUCUUGAUGAAGGAGCGUGUUACUGGAUUCCCUUUCAAUGUUUGCGAUAAUCCCAUGUACAUUGGAUCAACCUGUACCUUUAUGGCAACUGCCUUAUGGUAUCAAAGCCCUGCUGGUGUCUUCUUGACAGCACUCGUCUACGUUGUUUACAAGAUUGCAUUGACCUUUGAAGAGCCCUUCACUGGCAUGAUCUAUGCCAACAAGGACAAAAAGAACUAG
Mucor velutinosus is the source of this 582-nucleotide messenger RNA. RefSeq lists its product as uncharacterized. The record is from RefSeq and is a predicted model, not a curated record. Gene Ontology annotation, biological process: phosphatidylcholine biosynthetic process. NCBI's taxonomy places the organism in Eukaryota, Fungi, Mucoromycota, Mucoromycetes, Mucorales, Mucoraceae. Gene Ontology annotation, molecular function: S-adenosylmethionine-dependent methyltransferase activity. Bases 1 to 582 code for a protein of 193 amino acids. The transcript is spliced from 5 exons.